Molecule: messenger RNA, 755 nt
Organism: Drosophila yakuba
Lineage: Eukaryota; Metazoa; Arthropoda; Insecta; Diptera; Drosophilidae
Gene: mRpS18B
Product: 28S ribosomal protein S18b, mitochondrial
Exons: 2
Coding region: 99-713 (204 amino acids)
Biological process (GO): mitochondrial translation
Cellular component (GO): ribosome; mitochondrion
Molecular function (GO): structural constituent of ribosome
Source: RefSeq, a predicted model, not a curated record
UAUGUCGGAAAACAUAUGGUCCACCGACUGCACGCAAUUUACUUUGUUACGUCGCCUCUGAAAUUUUUGAAAUAUAAUCGAGGUUUUAUUCAAUUACAAUGUUGCCAAUAGCACAUGGAAUUUACAGAGGCCUGGUCAACAUUACUCGGAAUAGCCGGGGAGCUUUUCACACGGCCAGCGCCUUUCGAUGCAAGGCGAAGACUUCGACUGAAGAAAAUGAUGCGGCUGCCCCUGAGGGCGAAGGAGAGGAUAACACCAGUAGUUCCGCACCGGACGCAAAGGAUCGCAGCAAGGCUAUCCCCGUGGAGACCUCGAUUCGAUACUUAAAGAGCGCCGCUUACAAGCAAACCUACGGCGAGGACUUUGUGUGGACGCAGUAUCGGCGCAACCACAAGGGCAUGUAUGCGCCGCGGAAAACACGAAAGACGUGCAUUCGUCAGAACCGUAUCUCAACCGGAAAUCCUUGUCCCAUUUGCCGUGAUGAGUACUUGGUACUGGACUACCGCAACACGGAGCUCCUGGAGCAGUUCAUAUCCCCCCACAGCGGAGACGUUCUCAGCUACUCAAAGACAGGCCUGUGUCAAAAGAGUCAUUUGCGACUAAUGGUGGCCGUUCAGCAAGCCCGCGACUCCGGAUACCUUACAUAUGAUGUGCCCUUCAGGGAAUAUGAUUACAACGAGUACUACGGUAAGGAGCAGAAUCAGAAAGCUUAACUGAUUUACUUGUCUUAAUUAAAAGAAAUUACUGUAAACAAA